CAUGCAUGGCAAGUACAAAGUGUGGUCUACUUUACUUAAUUAUAAUAUACUUUACUUAAUUAAAUAAAUUACUAUGUACUCUAUUUUUUUCGUGUUCUGUAAUGUAUUUUAUUAUUUUAUUACUUUGCUUCUUUUGCUUUUUACCCGAGUAAAUCCUUCAAGGUAUUCAUCAUCGAUCUCUGCAUAACCUAAAGCAGAAAAGUUUAGCAUUGGGAUGUCCUCAGAAAUAUUUUCAUCACCAUACAAGACUGGGUUAGGUGUAGUAACUACACAAUCAAACGUUGGGUCAAAGAUGAUCUCAUCAUUUCAUUUUGGGCCUCUAAUAAAACUUUGUUUGCAUCAUAGGUGACCGAUUGGUGAACAUCCUCGAUUACCGCCUCGUGAAGGGUGGCCAUCGGGGUUUCAUCAAUAGCCAUAAUAUGCUGGAUAACCACAACAUGGGUAGUAUCAUCAGUAAGGGCCUCGAUGUGGACAGAUAGAGUAGCAUCAAUAGGGACCGCGUUGUUGUCUAUUACCACCAUAACAAUACCAGGAUCCGUAAUUCCAGCUGGAGUUAAGUCAAAGUUAGAAGUCAAAGAGUACUAGACAAAAUAGUAUCAAUAAAUCAUCAAUUUGGGCAUUGGUAUGGUCUGUUACCAGGAAGAUAGGACCAAAGUCAUUAUUUGUAACCAUUGAACCAAAGAUAGAAGCUUCAUUAGGGGCCUCAGCAUCCAUUGCAUUACCACUAACAGGGAAUGCAUGUACCUCUAAACAAUCAAUAACAGGGGCAGAAAUAACAGUCACAUCUACAUCAUGUAAUGUAAUAUCAACCAUGGCGCUGUCGGUGCAAGUUUUCAUGGCGCUGCCACUUUUAGCUACGCGGUACAGUCCCUAAGCUUGGCCAAGGCUUAGGGGUGGAGUCGUAGUCACCGGAGGCCGGAGUUUGGUGUCCUGGAAUUUUAGUCUCAGCUUGGUUUUCCUUGUCCAACUACUUGCUUUGUUUUUACCCCUGAUGUCUGGUUCGUGGUUUGAGUUUCUUGACUUGAAGUUUGGUUUGAACUGCUGGCCUGCUGUGAUUGUGGAUGGUGUCUUUUACUGUGGGUUCGCUGGUUGGUUACAUUGGGUUUGUUUGUUGCAUAAGCUGAUGUUUUCCCGGCUACUGUUGUACCGCCGUUUGACGCUGUUCAUCGUUGCCGUUGGGGGUCACCGGGGUCUAACGGGGAUGGGGGUGGCAGGUGAAGUAUCGGUGUGGCAAGGUUCUUUCUCUCCGGAUGGUUUUUUCCUUCUCGCCGUUGAUGCUGGGAUGACGCUGGAGCCUGGCGGAGGUGGGGGGACGACGGAUGUUGAUGCGUCGCUGACGUGGCUGCUCAACGAUUUUGAAUUUGGAAGAGGGCGGCACAGACUUGACGCGAUGGCAGAAGUCACUCUUGGGCUGCAAACCCUAGGGGAUGGCCUGCUGGGCCGCGCGAGUUUGGUGGGCUCUAGCUUCGGUGAUGGGUUUCAUUGGCCUGGAUCCUGGAAGCCUAGUUUCUGAUUAUACACGUGUGUGUUUGGGCCAAAUGUUCUGAUUUUGGUUGCUGAUGAGGAAGGGUGGAGGCUCCUUCAUUGGACUUGAAACCUGGAUUCUUGGAUAUUUUGGUUGGGAUGUUGCUAGGGACGGGCCUUCAUUAGCCCAUAACUAGUUUUGAUUUUAUUUGUUUUGAUAUAUGAGCCGAGGACUAUCCCGUGCCAUAGUUUGGAUUUUUUUGGACACUAAGUUGGGGCCUGUUCCGCGCUAGUUUUGAUGUUUUGAUGGACCUUCUAAAAUCUCUCUCCUGCCCAAACCUUUGGGUGGAGGUGGGAGGGAAUGGUGGAUACUAUUAGGUUAGCUAGCUAGCUUAGAUAGUUUUUGUGAUAUUUUUUGAUGCGUUGUAUUAAUAAUUUCUGGAUAUAUAUUUACAUUUUAUCCAAAAAAAUGUAAUAUCAACCAAAUCAUUAAUGGUAUUAUGAACGAGAUUAUCAGUUGGAAUACAAACUGCAGAUUGAUCA
Cuscuta europaea is the source of this 2007-nucleotide messenger RNA. Lineage: Eukaryota; Viridiplantae; Streptophyta; Magnoliopsida; Solanales; Convolvulaceae. The record is from the annotation of a GenBank genome assembly.